Molecule: messenger RNA, 1875 nt
Organism: Cercopithifilaria johnstoni
Lineage: Eukaryota; Metazoa; Nematoda; Chromadorea; Rhabditida; Onchocercidae
Source: the annotation of a GenBank genome assembly
AUGCUUACGUGGCAUUCCGGAUUUCUGAUAUUAGUGUUGCUUAUUAUAAUGGUUGUAUUUGGUAAUUUGGUAGUACUUUUUGCUGUACUCAUUGAUCGUGAGCUAAGACGUUUGGCAACUAAUAAAUUUAUCGCAAGUUUGGCUAUUUCUGAUCUUCUUGUUGGAAUUGUUGUUAUGCCAUUAUCACUUUAUGCUACGGUCAAUGGGAUUCAUUGGGAUUUAGGUGAUCGGUGGUGUCAAUUUCAUCUGGUAACUGGUGUUUUUUCAACAACCGCUAGUAUUGUUCAUCUUACUGCUAUAAGUUUGGAUAGGUAUUUUGCAAUAAUGUUUCCAACCGAAUAUCAACGACAUUCAAUAGCUACCAGUAUAUUUGCAUAUAUUAUAAUGAUAUGGAUUGUAUCAUUUGCUGUUAGCAGCACACUUUUUAUGGAAAAAUCAUUGGGUGAAGAUGGUUUUUGUUGGACGAAAAAUCCGCAAUAUCUGGUUUUAUCAUCAUUGAUAUCAUUUUUCAUUCCUGGUGCUAUUGUUGUCUAUUUAUAUAUAAAAAUAUUUCGUAAAUUACGCAGUCAUCGUUUAUAUAUAUUUGGACAAAUGGGUUUAUUAAAACGACAGCAAAAUAAUUAUGGACGAAAUAAUGAUAAAACAAAAUGCUUACCAAAAGUUGCUGAAGAGGUUAUUAGCCAAUGUGGUUCAAGACUUAGUCAAGCUAAUAGCAUUGCUAGUGGCAACAAUACCGCUUGGGAUGAAACUUUAGGCUUAUCAAAUCAAUUAAAUAUACAAUCUAAUAAUAUCGAUCAAAGAUGCUCCUUAUCAGUUAAAACGGCUGAAGGAUUGAAAGAUCGUUUGAUGGUACCAAAAAAACGGAUCAGUAUCACGCUUGAUCCGCCAACUAUGGAAUUAUCAUCAAUAACAAUGAAUUCACAAACAGUUGAUAAUGAAUGUCUACUGUUAGAUAACCAUAUGACAUUUCUUGAUGACAAUUCAUCCGAAGAACCGAUUACUAUAAAUGAUGAAAGUCUUUUGAAGCCAUCUGUAGCUGCAAUAAAUCGAUGUGAUUCUGUUAAAUUACCUAUCGUUAGUGUUUCAUUCAAUGAUUCAAAAAUGCUCGAUGAUGUAAAAGAAUCGAAGAAAUCAUUACCAAUGCUAUUAGAUUUACCAAAACCUACUAAUAAUCUUUCUACCACAUCUACAACAGCUCUUGUUUCACUUAAAGUGCCAAAAUGGGAUUGUUGCGUAACUCCUAUUUCAACAAUACGCUCAAAUUCAAGUCGUAGCUCAUGCACUUCAACAAGCGGUAGUGGUGAUAUUUCAAGAAUGAUUUCAAUGAAUAGUUUUGAUACCAGUAUAACGGAGGAUGCUACUGAUGCUACAGCUGAGGUAUCGAAUUCUAGAAAAAUAAGUACAUGGUCAACAUUACGCUCUAUCAUACAUGUGCAUGAUCUUACGCCAGUAGCUGGUACUAAAAAUGCAUUUGCUAAUAAUGCUCCACGAUCAAAUCAACGAGGAACAAUAUCACGUGGAAGAUUGAGACGAAUUGCUAUUCAGGUAACACGUGCAGUACGUCGAAAACGUCGUGAAUCAUUAGCAAUAAGACGUGAAACUAGAGCUACAGGUGUUGUUGCUGCCAUACUUAUUGCAUUUUUGAUUUGUUGGAUUCCGUAUUUUUGCAUAACAGUUUAUCGUGGAAUAUGUACUGGUUUCAAUAUUCAAUUGGACAAACAUCUUCAUGUCAAUUUAUUUAUGCUAUCAUCAUGGCUUGGCUAUGCGCAUUCAUGCUUCAAUCCAAUCAUUUAUACAUGCCUGAAUAAGAAAUUUCGCCGUACAAUUAAACAAAUAAUUUGUUAUUCAUGUCAUAAAAAUCGUAAAGAUCUGUAA